UUUCCCUCUCUCCUUCGGCUCACUCUGGUCCCUUCCUCCUCUCCCUCUCUUUCUCUCCCCACUCCCGCGCAGCUCUGUCACACACUCGCAGAAUUCACACCGGCUCUCCCCCCUGAGCAUCAUCUCCACCGUCGGAGAUCCUCCUCGUGUCUGUGUUCUGCCGGGUGGACGCACGCCCCACAGUCACCAUUUCUGCCCCAGAGAGUUCCAGGCUGGCAGCGCAGCCCCUUCCCAGGCUGAGCAUCGGGCGGAAGACCCUGGUGGCAGCUGCGGUGGGGGUCAUGCUGGUCCUGGUCCUGGUGGUCCUCAUCCCUGUGCUCGUCAGCUCUGUCGGCGCCGGUGGCACGGAUGACAGCGCCAGCCACUAUGAGAUGCUGGGCACCUGCCGGAUGGUGUGCGACCCCUUCCCCAGCACGGGCACCACAGGAACGGGUAUCCACACGGACACAUCUACCAGUGGCUUUUUGGUGGACAAUCAGGAAGACCUAAGCGAUCACAGCAUCGGCCCUCCGCUGCCUACUUACAGCGCAAACGGCCCACAAGGCAAACCAGGACGGCCAGGCAAACCUGGACCUCCGGGACCUCCUGGAGAACCAGGUCCACCAGGUCCGAGGGGACCACCGGGGGACAGCGGAGACAUGGUCCGAACUGGGAUCCUCGGGGCGGUUAGCACAACCACCUACAACACAACCCCUCGAGUGGCGUUUUACGCGGGACUACGGAACCCCCAAGAAGGCUAUGACAUUCUGCGAUUCGACGAUGUGGUGACUAACAUUGGGGGAAACUACGAGGGCAAGACGGGCAAGUUCACCUGUAAGAUUCCAGGAACCUACUUUUUCAUCUACAACGUGUUGAUGAGAGGAGGAGACGGCACAAGCAUGUGGGCUGACUUGAUCAAAAAUGGCCUGGUCAGGGCCAGUGCCAUCGCCCAAGACCAAGACCAGAGUUAUGACUAUGCCAGCAACAGUGUCAUACUUCAUCUGGAUGCAGGUGAUGAGGUUUUCAUCAAACUGGACGGGGGCAAAGCUCAUGGGGGCAACAGCAACAAAUACAGCACCUUCUCAGGGUUCAUCCUCUACGCCGACUGACAACCGGGCUAGACAGGGGGCUCGGAGGUGAAAGAUCCCAGACGGCAGACAUUUACCUUCUGACCUCCACGGGGCCACUCUUGCAGUGAGGUCAAUGGCACCGCCACAGAUCCACAGUCUUUAAAGUAAUGUAGUGAUGCACGCUGCGGAUUUGUAGUUAUGGCUAAUCUCAUCAUCUAUUUCCAUCCGUCCUACAUGCAUACUGGGUGCCUAUGCUGCUAACAUUAUGGACAUGUGUCACGUAGACUGCGGCAACAACUGUGAAAAUGCAGAGAGGCUGCGCCAUCAUCCCUUAGCUGUCAUUUCAAAUUCAACUCUGGAAGUCCCACAGUUGUGGUGGUCUCAGUGUUUGUAAAUGUGCUCUCUGGGUUUAUGUUAAGGUUAUGUUUUUUUUCUUUCACAUGCUGUUUGUGUGAUAAAAAAAUGUUUUGCAUCAGUGGAGGAGGAAUCCUGCCUCAAGAAAUUUAUCAAAUAAUGGACAUAGGGAUGAGAUUAUGAUGUCUGAAUGCCAGAGAGAAAAGGUUUCAGUGCAAUGAAUUGGAAAAGCUUGUCAUACAUAUAUUAGGCUUACAUUACAGCACCUACAGCUUUUAUUGGCACCCCUAAUGAAGAUGUGGGAAAAAAGCCUUAAAAUAAAUUCCUCCUUAAACGCAAUAGCAUAAGCCUACAAAAAUGGCUGCGGUUCUCUCACAGUGUACUGUGGUGGUUUUAUCUGCUUUUCUAGAUGUCUUGUUUUAACCUUUUUUCUUGCUAAGACUGCAGAUAUAGGCACGUUUAUGCCAAUAGCAUUACUCUCUUGCUGCCUUUUCUAUAUUGCAGAAGGUCUCUGUGUUAUAUGUUUAUGCUCAAGGAAAACAGGAAGUCAUGGAUUACAAAUUAAAAACUAUAACUGGGCGCAAUCAUUUCUGAAAGGUUUUCAAGCAGGCUUUAGCAAGUCUAGCCUUAGUUGCAACCUUGUGCCCUAAUGUACUGGCAAAUUUGGGUUGCUGUGCAACAAAUAACAAAACAAAAACAACCAAAAGUCCCUUAAACCAUUAUUAUUUGCCAAACUGGAUUGUACAGGUGGUUCGUUAGUUGCCAGUCAACCUAUAACAUUAAUGGCAAGUCGAUUAGCACCUAGUGACAAUAUAUAAUGUGGUACUGUAUUGAGAUGGAAACACAGAUCUGACAGUUUGGUCACCAGUCCAUCACACACACACACACACGCACACACUC
This is a messenger RNA of Fundulus heteroclitus (mummichog), 2303 nucleotides long. Its product is annotated as C1q-related factor. Lineage: Eukaryota; Metazoa; Chordata; Actinopteri; Cyprinodontiformes; Fundulidae. The transcript is spliced from 2 exons. Gene Ontology annotation, molecular function: protein binding. The record is from RefSeq and is a predicted model, not a curated record. The coding region runs from base 282 to 1088 and encodes 268 amino acids.